ACACAGCCUUGAAUUACUCCACCGGCAACUGUUGCAUUCCCAACUCAUCUGACGUCAAGUGGGAAGGGCUCAGGCCAGAGUAGACUAUAAAAAGUCCUCUGCUACCUUGGUUCAUUCACAACGACACUCUGGAUUACCAACGCCCGCGUAGAGAAGCUCCUUCAUCGGGCUCCUCUUCGGACAACACAGCAGGAGAAGCAGGGGGUUCACAAACCAGCCCGACGUAAACAAUGAAAAUGUCAGCGGCGGAGAUCAGCCAGGUCCUCAAGGAGGGAGAGCUGGAGAAGAGGAGCGACAACCUGCUCCAGUUCUGGAAGAGGAAGACGUGCGUCCUGACCACGGACAGCCUCAACAUUUACGCCGACACGCAGAAGCGCUCCCGGGGCAAGGAGCUCAAGCUGCAGUCCAUCAAGAAGGUGGACUGCGUGGAGCGCACCGGCAAGUUCGUCUAUUUCACCAUCGUUACCACAGACAACAAAGAGAUUGAUUUCCGGUGCUCCGGGGAGGAGAACUGCUGGAACGCAGUGAUCACCAUGGCGCUGAUCGAUUAUCAGAACAGAAAGGCCAUCCAGGACUUUAAAACGCGACAGGACAAUGAGAGCGCGUCACCCGGACAGCAGGAGAGGCGCAUGGCGAGGGCGCCCUGAGCCGCUGCGGGACUCUGGCACUUACCCACUCCUAAUAUGUGUCAAAGUGGACCAUAUAUAAAUAUUACGCGGACCAAAAGGAAGACGGAAGAUGAGGUCAUCCGGUCCAGAGAUGAAGGAUUGUUCGGGACUGAGCUCUCAGAGAGCGGGGGAAACUGACCUCAACCGACAGACUGAGAGACUUUCCAGAAGCUACACACAGGAAUGAACUCUUGAAUUUUCAAAACUAUUUCAAGUUUGCUCUCCUGGGAGGAAUGACUCCUGAAACCAUGAUGUUAAUUUAUUUGUUUCCAGGAUAUGUUGUUACUGGCAAACAGUUUUUUGUUGUUUAAAUUAUUUACU
Molecule: messenger RNA, 989 nt
Organism: Anoplopoma fimbria (sablefish)
Lineage: Eukaryota; Metazoa; Chordata; Actinopteri; Perciformes; Anoplopomatidae
Gene: phlda2
Product: pleckstrin homology-like domain, family A, member 2
Exons: 2
Coding region: 231-647 (138 amino acids)
Biological process (GO): positive regulation of apoptotic process
Molecular function (GO): phosphatidylinositol phosphate binding
Source: RefSeq, a predicted model, not a curated record